ACGUGCACAGAAUGUUUUGUAUGACUUAGAAAUCAAGAAUUACGCACACACACAUCCAACUCUCUCCACAGUGAUCCUCCUAACAUGCUCCUCUGCUCCCAGCACGGAGGGAAAGUCUAUAUUUAUCUUCUGCAGCUUUUAGGAGUUCCAGCAGUACAUUUAACUCUCCUCGGUUUCCGCGCGCGUCUCCGGGCGCGCGGGAGCCUCGGCGCUUGUAUGGGAAUGUAAAGCUGUGAGUCACUGAUCUGUGCGCCGGGACGCUCCCCUCACACCUCCUACUUGAGAGUGUGGCAGCAGAGCUGUUACCUAGAUACAAGCCGGAGUCUGCUGUGAUGCUGCGGCGCUGAGAGCAUCACUCAGCCCGGCAGCAGACGGAGGGAGAGGCGGGGGGCGCGCGAUGCGUCUGCGGAGCACCCCCAAACCCUCCGGAACCACGCAGGAGACCGCGCGCAAAGGUGAGGAGGAGAAGGAGGAGGAAGACUUUCCCAUUGGAAGCUGCGUUUGAAUCCUAUUAGUUUUUUUAUUUUUCCCAGAAGAAUGGAGGGAAAGCUGGAGGUUUUCAUCCAUGCAGACCAGAUGGGUGCGAGCUGAAGGAGCAGAAGGACAAAGCAGCAGGAAGCUCACAUCCACGGGCGACUUCUCGCCUCCCGGUGUGGAGAUGUCGGCCGAGACGUGGGAGAACGACAGCUCGGCCGGCCCUUCGCCCGCUCUCUCUCUGGCCCUGCUCCUUUACAACGAAAGCGAUGUGAACGAGACGCUCUUCAACUCCACCAACUCCACCUUCCCAGAAUUUUUCUCGGGCCCCAGCGUGGCGGGAGUCCUCAUCCCACUCAUCUACAUCUUUGUUUGUGUGAUCGGUCUGGGUGGAAACACUCUGGUCAUUCAUAUUGUGUUGCAUUACUCCAAGAUCGAGUCGGUGACCAACAUCUACAUCCUGAAUUUGGCCAUCGCCGACGAGCUCUUCAUGCUGGGGCUGCCCUUCCUUGCCGUGCAGAACACCCUGCAGUCGUGGCCGUUCGGCUCCUUCAUGUGCCGACUGGUGAUGACGGUCGACUCCAUCAACCAGUUCACCAGCAUCUUCUGCCUGACCGUGAUGAGCAUCGACCGCUACCUGGCUGUGGUGCACCCCAUUCGCUCCUCCAAGUGGAGGCGCCCCCAGGUGGCUAAAGUGGUGAACGGGACGGUGUGGGCGCUGUCCUUUCUGGUUGUUCUGCCGGUGGUGAUCUUUGCUAACAUCCAGAAGGCAGGAGGAACCUGCAACAUCUCCUGGCCUCAGCCUGCCAACAUCUGGAGGGCCGCUUUCAUCAUCUACACCUCCACCGUGGGGUUUUUCUGCCCCCUCCUCAUCAUCUGCCUCUGCUACCUGCUCAUUGUCUUCAAGAUCCGUAGCUCCGGCAAAAAAGUCCACGCCACCUCCACCAAGAGACGGAAGUCUGAGCGGAAGGUGACCCGGAUGGUUGUGAUCGUGGUGGCCGUGUUCGUCUUCUGCUGGCUGCCGUUCUACGCCCUGAACAUCAUCAACCUGCUGGUGCUGCUGCCCUCAGAAUACCAAGGCCUUUACUACUUCGUGGUGGUGCUCGGCUACGCCAACAGCUGCGCCAACCCCAUCGUUUACGGCUUCCUGUCCGACAACUUCAAGAGGGGUUUCCGUAAAGCCCUGUGCCGCUCCACCAGGAGGGUGGAGAACCACGAGCCGGCGGAGCACCAGCAGCAGGAGGAAGGGCGGAGGGCGCUCAUGCCCAGGGAGAGCCUGCGGCGAGCCAUCAGGGACGAAGAGGACGAGGACGAGGAGGACGUGUCUGAGAUGACUGAGAUCUACAGAAUCACCCAGAACGGAAACGGAAGCUUCCAGCCGCCGAGCUCUCAGGCGCUGUUCGCCGAGAAGGGAGCGACGCCGGGGGCAACCGAGCUGUCCUCCCCCAACGAGAACGCUGGAGACGCCAAAGGGAAGGAGCCCGUCAGCGGGUCAGCGCUCACGGCUCCUCUGCUCCUCAACGGAGCCAAAAACGGGAACGCCAAAAAUCUGCCCGAGGAAAAUCCGGAGCAGAGCACCUCGCUGGAGAUCAGUUAUUUAUAGAGAAAAUGAUGGACAAGUUAGCCCCUCCUCUUUUAACCUUUGAUGAUGUUCAUUAAAAUAAGUUGUUUUUGUGGUUCCUGAUUAUAAAUAAAAAAAAAAGGGAAAUGAGGGAAGCAUUAACUUAACAGUAUUAAAUCUUUUCAUAUUCUUUA
This is a messenger RNA of Oryzias melastigma (Indian medaka), 2229 nucleotides long. It is a transcript of the gene sstr3a, whose product is annotated as somatostatin receptor 3. Bases 566 to 2077 code for a protein of 503 amino acids. The record is from RefSeq and is a predicted model, not a curated record. Gene Ontology annotation, molecular function: somatostatin receptor activity; neuropeptide binding. Gene Ontology annotation, cellular component: membrane; neuron projection. Gene Ontology annotation, biological process: neuropeptide signaling pathway. Lineage: Eukaryota; Metazoa; Chordata; Actinopteri; Beloniformes; Adrianichthyidae. The transcript has 2 exons.